UGUUUUUACUUCUGCGGGACUUGGUCACACUGAAGCAAACACGUGUGGAGUGCGGUUGCCGCACGUUUUUAUUAUUUUUCGUUCGAACCGUUAAAUUUCUUAAACAGAGAGGAAAAAGGCAUCCAAAAUGAGUACCGCGUUAGCCCAGCAGCUGCAGAAAUUGUCGGCGCCGCAGUCGUCGAUCACGCUGGCGGACGCCCGAAGUCGCGCCUCCGUGCUUUUCGACCCGAAGGAGGCGGCCAAAAAAGACCGGCGCUCCAUCUACAACAUCGGGCUGGUGGGAUUGCAGGAGCUAACAGAGUUUAAUCCGGCCUUUAAGGAGUUUCAACUUACGCUGUUCGACGAGGCCACACUGACGCUGGAGCGAUCCGUGGAGCUGCCGGAGGUAAACAAGCUUCUGGACGCGGCCAUUGCCAAGUUCCUGCGCCUGCUGUCGCCCUACCUCCUGUUACGCCCCGCCCACAUGGCCUUCGAGUGGCUCCUACGUCGAUUCCAAGUGCACGAGUAUAAUCGCAGCGAGGUGAUGGCUCUUAUCCUGCCCUACCACGAGACCAAGAUCUUCGUCCAGAUAGUGCAGACCAUGCGACUGCGGUCCCCCGAUGGCGACUGGUACUGGCUACGCCGACUGCAGCGACCUGGCGUCCCACUGGCCAAGACGGCGAUCAUUAACAGGGCCGCCAGCAACCCCGCCUUUCUCGGCUUCGUCUGCAAGAGCACCCAGAAGGCCGUCAAGGAAUUAGGUCCACGGGCCCAUCAAUUGCAGGCGCAGAUCAACUUCUACGCCACCGUCGUUGUGGGCGCCCUGCAAACGGCAAAGCCCCUGCAGGAUUGGCACAUUACCACCAUCCUUGAGUCGCUGCUCAAGGGUCUGGUGUCAGACACCAUCGACUUCAUGGCCGCCGCCUAUGUAAUCGUUGCCCAGCUGGUCUCCCGCACCAAGCUAAAAAGCAAGGUGUGCAACGCUUUGCUAGAACGUGUUGCCAACUGUCCGUUCGAAAGGCUCCACAGUGAGUCCCUGCUCCUGCUCAUCUGUAUCUACGGCAAGCAGCAGGCCGCAGUGCCGCAAUUUAAGCCAGAGACUGUCCUCAAUCUGGUGGGGCAGAAGUGGCUUAUUUCAACGCUGGCCUCUCUGGUCAAGGGCAACAUCGCCAUCGAGUCCAUCUGCAUGCCACUCAUGACGGGCGCCGUUGUCGCCAUUAGGGAGGAGAACGCCGCCUCGAACUCGUGCAAACAGUUCUUGGACAAUCUGCUUUCGGAUGUACCAUUAGCAACGCCGACUGCCCAGCAAAUAAUCAAUUGUUUUUUGGAUACUUUUGUGGACACGGAAAUCGAUGCACCUGAGCCUAUGGAUACAGGUAUAAACGAUGAAGACGAUACCAUCGUAAUUGAUUCUGAUGAUGAGGCAGACCAAGAGAAGACCAGCUUUCAGACCUGGUACUCUGGUUACCUCGAAAAACUAGAAAGACGUUAUCCGGAAGCCUUCGACCUAAGCGUCAAGGAGGCAUUAAGGACCAAAUCCACCACAAGUAAUCGUAAAAAGGCUCUAAAGUUGGCUCUUGGUUUUCGUCUCAAUACCUUGGAUGAAAAGGCAAAGCACGCGUACGAGAAACUCUAUCAUUACAGUGCAGACUGGCGACUAAAUGCUGUUCAGCAGCUGCUCAAAAACCUCCAGGUGUCCAAGAAGCGGGAGCGAAGCGUAAAACUUCUGCACGAGUGUUUGCCCGACAGGAUCAAUGAUGACAGUGGAGCUAUUGUGGCGGCCGUUUUGUCGGUGCCGACUGAGGAGCUGGCCGAGAUGUUGGGUGCUCUGCCCCUAGCCAAAACCCUAUGCCGUUUGCUUCACAGAGCACAAUCCGAAAAGGACCCGGAAUGGCAGCCCGUGGUUCCGUUGGCCGUCACCCACUUGACCUCGGCCCUGGUUAGUGGUUACUAUGACCAUAAUCUGGUGUUGCUGGCGCUGAUGCCAUUGCUCUUCCCUGGCGAAAGUCUGGCAGAGCACGAGCACAAGGCUCUUACAAUUCUGUUGAGCAGUGACUUUGCUGGUAAAGUGCCGUUCCUGGCAGAACUGAAAGUGAGCAGUGAGUUUAGCGAUUUCAAAGCCAACGAGCAUCGUCAGCACUUUUUGGAUGUAAUUGCGAGCAGCAGUCAAGAGCUCGACAGUCAAGAACGGGCGCUGCUACAAAGUGUGGAGGAUCACGGCGGGGAAGCUUACAUACAGGAGGCCUCCCAGCUGACCCAUCUUCUGCUUCUUUUGACCGCCUACGCCAAGAGGGAACUGCAAGCGCAGGAAUGCCUGCACAUGUUGGAGAAAAUCGUGCUAUACGGUCGACGCAUCCAUUUCCGGGUGGCCAAGGGUCAACGUGAUUCGCAAAACUUCGUCCCUCUCCAAUUGUAUGUGGAUUUCCUUUUGACUUUGGUAAAGAACACCAAAUGGACAUCCUUGGACACGACACCGUGGAAUCAAUUGACAGAUGAACUUCGUCUUUGUCUGCGCCUACUGGAGAUAAUAUGCGCCCAAGUCUUCUCGGAGAAGACUGACCAUCCCGAGCGAAACGAGUGGACGCGAGCCCUGCAGCAAAGUCUGCAAAUAAUGCUGCCCGAGCCUCAAGCACGGCUUGAACUGCUGUCCAACUUCUAUGUCUUUGAACGAUUGCCGGAAUUGUGGCCUCGGGACUCGGAUUACGCCGUGUUUCGGUUGCAGGGCUUCCUGUUGCUAGAGGCAGUGCUGUCGAACCCGAAAUCGCAACUAAACUGCAGCCUGGUUCAUGUGCUGCGAGUGGCCAAUGCCUGCGGAUCGCCCCUUCAAACUCUGCGAGUGCAGGCCAUCAACACUCUGCAAUUGAUGAGCAGCCGCAAACUGGUGUCCCAUGUGGAGCAAUUCGUGCGAUCACUGCUGCAGCGCAAGAGCGAGCUGGGAAUGGACCACGAGCAAUAUGCUCUGAUCCUGUACACCAUUCUGGAGCCGGAAAAGGCCACUGCCAAGGAGAAACUGGUGCUGUCCAAGCUGAGAAGAUCUGUUUUGUCAUUGGCCUCCGAUCCCGAGCAGCCGCCCAUUUGCACCGCAGCUUUGUUGGCGGCCCUUAAGCACGUCAACGAUGAGAGCUUCUUGAACGAUUUAAUACCCCUGGGUCUCGAGUCUCUUAAGAAGAUCGCCGCCGACGAGGGCAUCCAGCACUUGAAACAGCUGCCGUGGCCGCACAGCGAAAUCUACAAGUCGGUGAUCGAGAAAUUCGAGGGACGAGUGGGGCUGAACGUUCUUCUUCGCAAGGAUUUGGCCUGGCAGCUGUUCGAGGAGAGUUUCGCCCACCAUGACGCUUAUGUGCAGCUGGAGCAGAAGCUUCAGCCGUUGCCCUGCGUCCUCCUGAACAGCCUCACUCCUGAGACCUUUGAGCAAAUGCAGCCCAAGCACAAGGUGGCUUUGAUCAAGUUGAUAGUGGAGGCGUCCACUUACUCGGACAACGAUAGCAUCUUCCUGGCCAGCCAUAGGUUGCUGAAGCGCUGCCGACUGGAGUGCAGACCCCUCGUGGCAAUACUGUCGGACAUGGCCAACAGCAAGGUGCCGCAGCAGCCUGCCCCCAAGCGACGCAGCGUGGUGACCACCCAACUGGACCUAACCAACCUUAACUGGAAGCGGGGAAUGACUCUCCUCGAGCUGCUGGAGCACAAGAAGCAGCUGGUCGAAGCGGAGUUGCUGAUUCCACCGCUGUUCGAACUCCUGGCGGCCUGCUUAACGUUGGAGGACCACAGCGCCGUCGAGUAUCCCAAGCAGCUGAUCCUCUCGAGCUUGCUGCACUGCUGUCAGACGGCCCAGGCUGCCGGCGUGCAGUUGGUCAAUGUCCUGCCCGAGUCCUGCUUCCGCAUCGAGCUGGUGGUUCAGUGCCUGCGGAACACGCGCAACCCGCAGACCCAGCAACACGCCCUGCUCUUCCUGACCCACUGCGCCGGCAUGUAUCCGCAGCAGGUGCUGCACAAGAUCGUCGAGAUCUUCACCUUCGUGGGAUCCACGGUGGCGCGCCACGACGACGCCUUCAGCCUGCACAUCAUCCACAAUGUGGUGGAGUCGAUCAUACCCAUCCUGCUGCUGAAGACGGGACACAGGGCGCUGGUUAUUCCCGUGCUCAAGGUGUUUGCCGAUAUCUGUGCGGAUGUGCCGGUGCAUCGGAGGUUGCCCCUCUACGCUACUCUGUUCCGCGUGCUGGAGCCCAAGGAGCAUCUCUGGCAGUUCCUGUGCAUAGUGUUCGAAUCGCAGGUGCUUCUGGAGCAAAGCUCUCCGAAGGUUUCCUCAGACAAAUCGCGACUGGACUUCGCUCGCGAGCUAACGCUGAUGUUCGAGGACCCGACGGUCGGCUUGCAGACCUGCAUCCGUCUGUUGGAGUACCAGGCCAAGUUGCCGAUAAACAAGAGCGGACCUUCGGGGAAAACCAGCAGCCCGGCUUUCUCCACGGAACAGCAGCUCUUCGAUGUAGGAACCCGAACGUUCAAGCAGCUGCGCCACUACAGGUACCUCAUCAUGGACUUCCUGUCUGGAAUCAGCAGCUGCAACGAGUGGCAGGCGAAGAUGAAGCGGCCCGAUCCCACAGAGCUAUUGCCGUACUAUCAGGAUCUUAUCCUCAAGACGCUCGCGUACGUGGGCAUUGUGAAUGAAGCCUUGGAAGCAGCUUCCGAAACGCCCUCGCUCGAGAAGUACUGGCGGGUACUGGGUAACCAUGCCCACGAUGUUCUGGACAACGCCAUCGGGCUGCUGGCCCCGGAACACUUCCUCACCGUGAUCACCGAGCUACUGCAGCACGACCUUGUGUAUGUGCGCAUCAAGGUGUUGGAGUUGUUGGUGACUAAGUUGAACCCCACAAACGACUACUUUGAGGACUGCGCGGCGAAGCACUUUGCAGUUCUUUUCGCGCCGUUACAGGACAUUAUCAAUGGAAUCCUGGAGUCAGGCGGCAGCAGUGCACAGCAGGCGAAGCUGCAACAAACCGCUCUGCACGCUCUCCAGCUCUUGGCCCUCCGCCACGGUCGGGAGUUUAUCGAGGAAUGCCGCUCCUUGUUGGCCAUCCUGACCAAGAUCACUAAGAAGCGAGCCAACGUGCCCAAGGCAGUGGUAGGCAACGUGGUGCUGACCCUCGUCGAGAUCUGUGCGAGUCUCAAGGCCCACGCUUUGGCCCAGCUGCCCAAAUUCGCGCCCCAACUUACGGAGCUUCUCAAGGAGCAGGUUCACCAGAUGGCCACGCUUAAACAGGGACCGGACUACCUCUGCUCCACCCUGGUCACUGCUCUGCACAAACUCUUCAAGGCCUUGCCGCUUUUCCUGGGACCCUACUUGGUAGACAUCCUCGCAGGCUUGUCACGGCUCUCGGUGCAACUGGACAGUCCGCUGCUGUUGCAGGACAAACGUGCACAGGCGCUAAAGCAGCGGCUCGCUGAGGUGUGGGCUGCGGUGGCCCAGGGCGUGGAGGUGCGCAUCCUCGUUCCCAGCUGCUCAAAGACCUUCUCCAGCCUGCUGGAGCAACAAGCCUACGAUGAGUUGGGCCAUCUGAUGCAGCAGCUGCUGCUGCAGAGCAUCCGGCACAAUGCAGCGGCUCAAUUGCAGGCGGUGCAGGAUCCCCUCAGUGAGUUGUUCCUGCAGGCGCUGGACUUCCGGCUGCAGGUGCGUGGUCGUGGCUUGCAGAGGCAACUCGUGUCGGAUGUGGAGUCCGCUAUCGCCGAGACCUUUGUGACAUGGAUCCUAAAACUGUCCGAGACGAGCUUCCGGCCCAUGUACGCUCGGGUGCACAAGUGGGCGUUGGAGAACAGUUCCAGGGAAACGCGGCUCACCUACUUCCUGCUGACCAACCGAAUCGCCGAGGCCCUCAAGUCGCUGUUUGUGCUGUUUGCCAGCGAGUUUGUCGAAGAUGCCUCUCGCUUGCUGGCGGAGCACAAUACCCUCAGUCCAAAGUUCGAGGCCGGCGAUCCGGAAGAUGAUGUGGAGCUGCUGACCGCCAUCCUAAACACUCUGCAUCAUGUGUUCUUGUACUGCAGCGAGGACUUCGUCAACGAGCAUCGCUUCAACGCGCUGAUGCCGCCGCUGGUUAACCAGUUGGAGAACGACCUGGUCCUGGGUAGUGAGCCACUGCACCAGGUGCUCAGCAAUACCAUCGCCCAGCUGGCGGUGGCCACCAACGAUGUGAUGUGGAAGCAGCUCAACAGCCAAGUGCUCCUCAAGACCCGCACGCCGACACCUGAGGUGCGCAUUCUGGCCUUCAACAGCUGCGUGGCCAUAGCUCGCAAGCUGGGCGAGAGUUACGCCCCCUUGUUGCCGGAAACGGUUCCCUUCAUCGCCGAGCUGCUGGAGGACGAACACCAGCGGGUGGAGAAGAACACUCGCAGUGCGGUGCAGGAGUUGGAGACCAUUCUGGGCGAGCCAGUGCAAAAGUAUCUAUAAUGUGGAAUCCAUUGUCCAACUGUUAUUCUCUGCAAAUGUAAUAUACAAUCGAACGGGCAUAAAUAUGUUAUUGCUUCAAAUAAUAAAAAAAUGUAUUUUA
Molecule: messenger RNA, 6518 nt
Organism: Drosophila ficusphila
Lineage: Eukaryota; Metazoa; Arthropoda; Insecta; Diptera; Drosophilidae
Product: HEAT repeat-containing protein 1 homolog
Exons: 4
Coding region: 128-6418 (2096 amino acids)
Biological process (GO): positive regulation of transcription by RNA polymerase I; maturation of SSU-rRNA from tricistronic rRNA transcript (SSU-rRNA, 5.8S rRNA, LSU-rRNA)
Cellular component (GO): 90S preribosome; small-subunit processome; t-UTP complex
Molecular function (GO): snoRNA binding
Source: RefSeq, a predicted model, not a curated record